Messenger RNA from Physella acuta, 504 nucleotides. RefSeq lists its product as uncharacterized. Lineage: Eukaryota; Metazoa; Mollusca; Gastropoda; Physidae. The record is from RefSeq and is a predicted model, not a curated record.
ACAACAGUCAGGAAACCAGCAACCCACAAAAAGUAUGCAGUGAACCCCAACACCUAAUGGAUGAACCAGGUGAUGUAUCAAACAACUUUAACAACAGCCAGGAAACCAGUGAACCCCAAGACCUAAUGGAAGAACCAGUGAAACAGGAAACUGGUGAUGAAACAGCUACUGAAGUUCACUCAUCAGGCCCAGAAAUGUCAACCCCACCAAAUAUGCCUGUGGCACAAGUGGCAGAGAAAAAAGAGGAGCAAGAACCUGUAGAUAGGAAAGAAAAAAGUAGAACAAGUACUUCCAGUGGAGAGCCUCAGCAAGAUUCUGUCACAACUAGCCAAGAAAUGCCACCCCCACCAAAUGUGCCAAUGUUACCGGAGGCAGAGAAAAGAGAAGAGCUAGAGACUGUAGAUCGAAAAGAAAACAAGCCCUCCAGAGAACAAGAUCAUCCUCCUGGUUAGAUGGAAAAUAUUGGAAAAAAGUUACUUCAAAAGAAAGAUUUCGAUUUUGUUU